Molecule: messenger RNA, 6941 nt
Organism: Portunus trituberculatus (swimming crab)
Lineage: Eukaryota; Metazoa; Arthropoda; Malacostraca; Decapoda; Portunidae
Source: RefSeq, a predicted model, not a curated record
UAGAGAGAGUGAAUGGAGGGAGGGUGUGUAAGUAUAAGGGAUUAACGCAGGCUGUGAGAGGAGGGACGAGGAGGAGGGAAGGCCAUGGGAGUGUGUGAGUGUGUGUAGGUCACGCACUGCUUAGUAACUCCCCGCCACCUCUCCCUCUUCCUUUCACCCACCACCACCACCACCACCACCACCACCACCACCACCACAGAAAACGAACGAACAAACACCGUAGUAAACAGAAAACAAAAAUAAUGAGAAGAAAAAUGCCACCAACAAAGACUGAUUAUAAUUAUUUCUUUGAUUUCCCAUUAAAAAAAACAACAACAACAGCAGGUCUUUCAUGCAGAUAAAGAAAAUUAAACCAAGGAAAACUAUAAUCUAAAUGGAAAACAGAAACUAAAUGGACACAAAACACAUGAAUGAAACCAACAUAAAAAAAAAGUGUGAGCAAAGCGAAGUGUGACAUAUGAGACGAUACAGAUAAAAAAGAGAUAGAAAAAAAAAAAACAUGUGUGAAGUGCAAGGUCCCGGAGGCGCCCCUGGGAGUAAUGCAGGGAAGGGAAGAGCCUCUACACCCCCCGGGAGGCUCAGUGUUUCAUCAUCAGAGUCCGAAGAGAAAGCUCCAAAACACUCUCUGCUAGGUUCCUCCGAGGAUGGUCUUUCAAAUGAGCCUGCUGAAGGAACAACGAACUCCCGUGACGAUUCUGAAGUGGAGGUGGAAAAAGAAAAAGAGGAGGAGGAGGAGGACUCAUCAUCUGAAGUCGUUGUAGUGACGUUGAACAUAGUGGAAAAGAAAGAGGAUGAUGAUGGUGAUGAUGAUGAAGAGGAGGAGGAAGAUGAAAAGAAAAAGAUAAAUGACAAAACUAAGAUAGGGGAGAUAAAUACAGACGAAAUGAAGGUGAAAGAACGUAUGGGAAGCGAAAGUGAAGCCAAAGAAGUGCAAGGUUGUGUUUGUGAUGAGAAUGAGAUAGAAAACCUGGAGAACGAACGGCGGGACGAGCUACUGGAAAACACACUGAAGAGGGAGAGUGGGAUGAAGGAAGACAAAGUGGAGGAAAACAGCCCAGAAAAUGAUGAGGGGGCUUCCGCUGCUGAUUCUCUGAAGGAGGUCAAGCUACAAAAGCAAAAUGAGGACGAGAAAGAAGAGAAAGAGGAGGAGAAGAAGGAUGGUAAAGAGCAGAUACAGAAGGAAGUGAUAGUGAAGGAGGAGGAGAAGAAAGAGAAGGAGGAAAUGACGAGCAAACACAGCCUUGAAGACCAAAAGAGAGCCAAGGAAAAGGAGGAGGAAACGAAGGAGAUUGCAAAGGAAAAGGAGAAGGAACUGGAGGAAACAAAGGAGACGAAGGAAAAUGAGAAGCAAGAGGAGGGGAAGGAGGCGGAAGGAGUUGACCCAUUUAGUGCAAAGUGCGCGAUGGAAGAGCCACGACCGCCAACAACAACCAAAGUUUCCAAGACUGUCAACUUCCUGGAGAGUGAACUGAAGGCGAUCAGCGAAAGGAAAAGACACACCAUCAACUCUUACACAUCCUCUUCCUCCUCCUCGUCCUCGAAGCCUAAGGAGACAGGAGAGGCGAAGGAUGAGGACGUGUUGGAGAGAUUGGAGGCGGACGAGAAGACAAGCAAACACUGGACAAUAGGAGAGGGCAAUCCUGUCUAUCGUCUCUCACUCAAGCUCUCACCGAACCUGUUUAACGUGACGGAUAUCCCUGGGGCAAACCAGCACAAGGAGGCGGACAAAGCGGGCUUCCUGACCAAGCUGAGCGGCCGCAGUUUCCCAUACAUCGCCCAGUGGAAGCGUCGGUACUGUGUGCUGUCCAAGGGGCGCCUCUAUUAUUAUGAGAAGGAAGACAGCAAGGCGGGAGACAAAUCGAACGGAGUGAUCCAGCUGGAGUACUUCGACCAAGUGGCGGAGGCGGGGCCCAAGGAGUGUAAGAAAGCCACCAAUGUCUUCAUCAUCACUUCUCAGGACCGGAGCUUCUUUGACCCCGGUCGUCACGUCUUCUCCGCGGACACCCUGCCUGAUAUGAAAGACUGGAUUCGGAAGCUACAAGCAGCCCUCGACCAGAUACGAAACAACAACCGACCUGCUGCCUCCACCUCGCCCUCCGCAUCUCCUUCCGCCAAAGAGGGGGGAGGGAAGAGGAAAGACGAGGCAGCAGAGAGUAAGGAAGGCAAAGGAAGUCAAACUCAAACUGCCACCGCUACUUCCAAAGAGAGAAGGAAGAAAAAAGAGCAGGACUCAAGUCGUCCUCGCAAGUCUUCUAAAACGGGGGUAUCAAGCCAGACCCAGACCUCGAUGGGGGAGCCUCCGGCCAGCGACGCGCCUGACGGGGGACGCCCAGCCAUGACAAUUCCCAAGGGUGGGAUCAUGCUGCCUGGGUUCUCGUCUCGGAAGGAUCCUCAGCCGACUAACAGAGCACCGGAGAGGAGGAGCGGCGACGGUGAGGCGGAGGAAGACUUGCCCCAGGCGGGUCCCACGCUCACGUGCGUCACCAAGCAGAGAGUGAAAGGGCCUCAAGGUCGCCGGGCUCCACAGAGCCGGCGGAAGGCGGCGGCGGCCCUCAAGAAGCGGGCCAGCUCACUGUCAGCUCUGGAGCACCAGGACGCCAGCGAUAACAGAGAGGCGCCGUGGCUGAACCGUUCUCUGGACGUGCUGGAGGGAGGCAACCCAUGGGGAGGCAAACAGGUGGGUAGCGCGGUGCCAUCCUCAGCACUCCCCUACAAGGCAUACAACUAUUCCACCGACGAGGAAGACAUAGACGACGACCAGUCAGACUCUUUUCCUGCAUCUGCCUCGGGGAUGCCACCGCCACCACCGCCUCCCAGGUCGGCUUCCUAUGGACUGGAAUUGAUGAGGUCCGCAUCUCAGGGCCGCGUAGCGCCCAGAGGACGCAAGAUGCAGCGCUGCUCCCUGGAUGACGCUCGAGGCUCCCAGGCAAACCUCGGAGGCUCCAGGGACUCUCUGGGUGGGUGGCGCGGAUCACAUGGGGAGGCUUGGGGCCAAAACGGACGCGCCUCUCCUGUCAUGGACGACCUGGACAACAUGCUGAUGAACCAGAGCGUCCAGCACUCCAGCGCCGCUCUGGACUCAAUCAGCGACGCAGGUAGCGAAGGCAGCAGCACCUGCCGCGCUGCCGACCAUCAGCAACCAGCUGCCGGCCCAGACCACUGUCUCCACCACCACCACCACCAUCAUCACAAAAUGCAGCAGGGCCAACAGUCUCGCAAGAAGCCUCAAGACUUGGGUCGCUUCACCACUGCGGUGAGGCACUUGCAGCGGCACGUGGUAGAGAUCGACCGUGCGGUGUUUGCUGUGACAGGCGACGUGACCUCCACCAGGCGGGAGGUGGCGACGCUGCGCGAGGCUGUGGCAGCACUGCAGGCCGACGCCCACACCAUCACCACCACCCUCUCUAACCUGACGGAGGAGGCCAUCACAGCUCAGCAGAAAAUUGCUUACGCCACGCAGAGGGCUUCGGUGCAAUGGAUUACAUCACGUUUGACUGUCAAUUGCGAGGGCGAGCGGGCAGCACAAGAGAGUCAGUGUGUCAGUCACCUUGGUUCUCUCAGGAGGGGCGCGGCUUCCGGCUCUGAUUGGCGUGGAGUGAAAGUGGAUGCUGAGCUUUACGGUGGCAAUAUGGCGCCACACCCUUCCCUCCACCAGGAGGCAGAGAAGGUGCAGCUCACGGAGGAGGUGCUAUUGGAGGCAGAGCAGGCGAAGCAGGAACAGCUGAGGUCAAAGAGGGAGUACGAGGAGCUAGUAGCGGAGAUGAAAGUUGUUCUUCAGUUUUUCAAAGAAGCAAACUCUGUCUCCGUUCAAGUUCCUAUUCAAGAUCCCGCCUCAAGUACUGCUCCUGUUCCAACAGCUAAGUCCUCAUCCAGCCCCCAAGGGGGCAAGGGCUCCACCGGUUACCAGUCCCUCUUUUCAAAGUCGUCAAGCAUCAUCUCGGGAUUCACCAGCAGACAUUCCCUCACCAAGUCUGUCUCCUUCGCUGCUGAACAAAAGGAGAAACGCAAAAGCGACCGACCAGAAAACAAAGCCAACAGUUUAGAACGGAAUAAAAAGUACGACAAAAAGGACAAAAAAGAUAGCAAAUCUCAGGUGUCAGUCCAAACCUCCAAGGACAAGAAAGACAAGCAUUCUGAUGCAAUGGAUAAAAAGGACUCAAUACAACAGCACCACAAACAAAAGCCAUUUUCAGAGGCAAGCCUAGGUCAUUUGCAUCAGUUGGAGAACGGCGAGAGCGAAACCAAGAAGACAUUCACUAGCUUAGAGAGGCGGGAGCGGCGACUAAGGGAUAAACGAGCACAUGUUAUCUCUCCACUCUCUCUCGAGGACAUUCCAAUGGCUGACGAUGCCACGCACGAGCAUGAUGCCAAAAGUGAUCCAAUGGCGUCCUCAGUAGAGUCAGACGCCUGCGAAGCGCAGUCCCAGAAGGCGUCCUUCAAGCAAACUCUCAGCAUUACUUUGGGUCAAUCAUCCACAGCUGCCACCGGAGCUUCUAGUCGUCCCCAAAUGUUGGCGGUGAGUCGCGAUCGUCACAGCGCCGAUCUCUCAACAUCUAACACCUCACCAGAGUCGCCUUUACCACCCAACUCUAGCACACGACCUGGCUCCUUCCUCCCCACCCUGGAGGAAUCUCCGCCAGUGUCCGGAGCUGCGUCCCUCUCGUCGCUGCACCAACCGGGCUCAACCCCUGGACCGCAGGCUCGGCAGGGAGCCAUAAGCACUGUGCAUAAAGACCGUCCACUAAGCUCUUCUCAACAAAGCAAGCGAGCUGGCACGUUUGCAAUCAGCCGCCAACACUCCUCGCCCAACAUUCCCCUCCAGAGGCAGAACUCGGGCUCAGCAUUCCCCAUCCAGCGGCAGCAGUCGCUGGGAACAGUGCCAGAGGGCCGCCUGCCGCGCCAGGAAUCCCUCACAUCAGUGCCAGAGGAGCGUCUUGUCGUGGACCGCACACUCCCUCUCUCGCCUUCGCCAUCUUUGACCUACUUUCCCCUCUCUUCUACCCCUUCCUCCUCCACCCUGAGUGAUUCGGCUCGGCGUGCCGCGAGAGAGUCCAUGGAGUUAGUGACGGGGCCCGUACUAGCGGGCUCUUCCAUCCAGGAGGCCAACGCUACGGGCACACUUCCAGUUCUGCAUCUGGAUGAGCAGAAUAUGCAGCCUGCGGCGACCUCCACCCUUAAGCGAGCAUCCCAGUCUCAUUCUGACAAUAUUGGUAUCCUUGUGUGACCCGCGCUGUCUCAACUUGGACAGGACCGAAUACUCCCGAGACACACUCAACUUGUUUAGUGUAAUGUUGUUUUCCACAGACGUUAGUUGGCUUAACAUUAUAUAGUUAAGUCUUUCCUGAUCAUUACCAAAACUCUAUGAGUAUUGAGAUUGGGAGUGAGAUUGCAUGAAGCGUUGUCUCAGAUGUUCAAGUCGUGCGCAGACGAGUCACUCUUUAGAAAGCUCUUGCUUGAUGGAGUAGAUGGAGGAGAGCAUUGUGUGUAUUUGCAUUUUCAAGCAUGACAAUUACUAACAGAUAUCAAGAAUCGAAAUUGCAUUCUAGUCCUCUUAUUUUGCAACGUUCCUAGUUUAGUUCCUCGACAAGCUUCCCGCAUGGACGCCCGUGUCACUUGACACACUAUACUUCUUUACACGCCUCGUCGUGGAUCUUUGAGUGCCGAUGUAUCACUCGUGUCUCCAUAUACGUGAGUGUGAGCAUGAGUGCAGCGUGUCGAGCCGUGAACGAAGUAACAGCAGUGGCCAGUUACGCAAUGUUGUAUAAACCAUAUUGAAGUAAUCCUUCGAGUAUAUAACCAAAUUUAUCGUUUUGUUUUGGUGUUUUGUUACAAAAUAUUCGUCUCUUUUGCUCUUGAAUUAAUAACCGGAAAUAUUAUUCCUCGUUAGUGGUGAGCAGGAUGGAGACGGUAUUAGCAAGCGGUGGAGAAGAGAGGAGAGAAUAGAAGCAGCGGGAACAAACAUUUGAAAAGGAAGCAGGACUAACUCACACUUGCUUCGGAAAACUUUAUCGAAUUCUACUGAACAUAAAUGUUGUCUCUUCCUCCUUCCGUGCGAUUCCAGAAAUGAAGCUGAUGAUAAAUUGGGCAAGAAGUGAUCAGGAUGUAUUGAAGUAGAGAGAAAGGUGCCAUGGUACAGGUGGAGGAUACAAGGUGCCUCCAUCAUCCGAGAUCCUCAUUGGCCACAUAAGGGCUUAUCACACUUCGAAUUAUCUACACUUUGUACCAGCUCAUCUUCCUCGUCCACUUUGUCUGUCAUUUUAUUUAUCUAUUCAUUUAUUAAUUUAUCCCUUUCAGUACCGUGAUGCGUUCCCAUAUUCACUCUGCUUAUUAUCUGGCGAUUUUAUACAGCUUCAGAAACUCAUGUGAAGGAUUAAAGUAGUGAAGACUGUAGCUAUUAAUCUUCUGACAUUCAUCGGCCCUUGCAAAUGUCAAUAAAAUGGUCUAAUCGUACACAAAUCUCAAGGCAUAAAUGUGUCCCAGUAUUGAAGGGGAUAAUCAAUUCAAGAGAUGGUUACAUUUUUGGUCAGUAGAAGAGUGUUAUGCUCUGCUCACUUACACCGAUCAAAGUUUACUGUUUAAUAAUUUUCCGCAGCCUUAAGUCAUGUGAUAUGCCAAUAGCGUCGGUUAUUAAGUUCCGUUUUAGUUGUGUUGGUAGAUCAAAGGACUAAAGUGAGUGAAAAUUCGAAAAAUAAAUAAAUAAAAACAAGUAAAUAAAUAAACAAAAAUAAUGAUAAUAGCAAAAUUAAUCAUUGAUAAAUAAAUAAUAGUAAUAACAAAUAAAAAUAAACAAAUAGAUAAAUAAAAUAAUAAUAGAAGAAAAAUGCGUGGUAGUGAGAACGGCAGAUUAAUCACUGCUCACAUCAGCACGGCGGUCUCUUUCCCUCUUCUCUGGCUGGCGGUAACGUGUUCCUCGACGUUCGAUAAUAAAAUGCUGUACUACA